Hypomesus transpacificus is the source of this 2403-nucleotide messenger RNA. Its product is annotated as alpha-1A adrenergic receptor-like. Gene Ontology annotation, molecular function: alpha1-adrenergic receptor activity. The record is from RefSeq and is a predicted model, not a curated record. The transcript is spliced from 2 exons. Gene Ontology annotation, biological process: phospholipase C-activating G protein-coupled receptor signaling pathway; regulation of cardiac muscle contraction; positive regulation of cytosolic calcium ion concentration. Lineage: Eukaryota; Metazoa; Chordata; Actinopteri; Osmeriformes; Osmeridae. Bases 338 to 1912 code for a protein of 524 amino acids. Gene Ontology annotation, cellular component: membrane.
ACAGUGAAAGGAUAAGGGGUCGUUGCUCCCUCUUCAGUAUUCAACAGAGCACACUGUCCAGAGGGAGGGAGUGAGACAGUUGGGGGGCUAGCGAACUGAAGGGGCCAGAGCCGCAUUAACUCGGUUCAUGUUCGGUGCUAUUUUUAUUAGGAGACAGAAAGACACCCGUUUUACAAAAUAUGGAAACUGAAUAUUUAAUAACCGAUGCGUAUCAACAUGUUUCCUGCUAAUACUUAGCCCAGCAAUACACAUUUAUUUUGGCAUGGUUUUUGCUCAUUUUCGCCUGUUGCAACUGCAAGUGAUUUGAAGCCUGCUAUGGAGUACCUGUUUAGUCAAGAUGAAUCUGAGCACUGACGAUGCGGUUAACUUUUGGAAUAACGGUUCUUCGGAACUCAUCGACGGAACUCUGCUGGGGACACCAUUACCACCCCAAGUAUUUAACUUCUCUAACAACUCAACGGGAAACCGAACCGUGGUCGAUGAGGUGGAUCUCACCCGUGCCAUCCCUCUUGGAUUGGUCUUGGGAGCCUUCAUCGUAUUCGCCAUCGUGGGCAACAUCCUCGUCAUUCUCUCGGUGGUGUGCAACCGGCACCUUAGGACACCGACGAAUUACUUCAUCAUCAACCUAGCUAUCGCUGACCUGCUCCUGGGCACCACAGUGCUGCCCGUGUCCGCCACCCUGGAGAUCCUUAACUACUGGGUGUUCGGACGGAUCUUCUGUGACAUUUGGGCAGCUGUCGACGUGCUGUGCUGCACCGCGUCCAUCAUGAGCUUGUGCGUAAUCUCCAUAGACCGGUACAUCGGGGUGAGCUACCCGCUGCAGUACCCAGGCAUAGUGACUGAGAAGCGGGCCUUGCUUGCCAUGUUCGGCGUCUGGGUCUUGUCCACCGUCAUCUCCAUCGGACCGUUGCUUGGGUGGAAGCAGCCGCCGUCCCCGGACGAUACUGUGUGCCUCAUCACCGAGGAACCGUUUUACGCGCUGUUCUCCUCGCUCGGCUCCUUCUACAUCCCGUUAGUCGUUAUAUUGGCCAUGUACUGUCGGGUGUACAUCGUUGCCAAACGGACUACAAAGAACCUGGAGGCCGGCGUGAUGCGCGAGAGAAUGAACUCCGGCGAGCUCACCCUCAGGAUCCACAAGGGCUCCCAGAUGCACGAGGACAACGGCGGGAGCAGCGGAAGUGGCGCCACGAAGGGCCGCGGGAACCAAACGCGUAGCUCUCUUACGGUGAAACUUCUAAAGUUCUCCCGAGAGAAGAAAGCGGCAAAAACGUUGGGAGUUGUGGUCGGCAUGUUUACACUCUGCUGGCUUCCCUUCUUCCUCGCCUUGCCCAUGGGGUCCUUCAAUGCGAGCUUACGACCACCAGAGACCCUGUUCAAGGUGAUCUUCUGGCUGGGCUACUUCAACAGCUGCCUGAACCCCAUCAUCUACCCCUGCUACAGCCGCGAGUUCAAACUGGCCUUCAUUCGCAUCCUGCGCUGCCAGUGUCACCGCAGGAAACGCCCAGGCUGGAGGGCCUACCAGUACCGCUCGUCCCACCUGCAGUCCUCCGGACACUCCCGCAAGUGCUCCACCGAGCACGCCUCCGGGUGUCUGAACGGGAGCCAGCGCACCAUACACUCCUCCCCCGCCGCCUCCCCCAGCCCCAGCCCAGGGUACCUGGCCAAGGGGCUGGCCACCUGCCCCGAGGGGGACGCGCUGUUCAUCUGGGGGAGGAGCACAUCCUCCCCUCCCCCUCCCACCUCCCCCUCUCCCACCCUCCUGCCGGGGGCUCCCACUGACUGCCAGCAGGGGACGUUGAGGGGGGAGGUGGGGGGGAGGAGGGCCAGGGACGGGGGGUUCGUGUUCACCUUCGGACAGGCUGGGGGCAGGGAGGCGGGGGAGAGCGGGAAGGGCAUUCCGGAGAGUGUGUGACUCUGAGCUUUGCCGAGUUUGGAGACGUUUCAGUCCUUCAGGAGAUCGUCCUCAUGGGGUUCCAAAUGGACAAAAGAUCUGAAUCUCAAACUGAGAUUUAUGUUCCAGUUAAGUCGUUCCUGACAGGGAUUUGAAUGGAAAUGGAGAGACAUGAGGAGACUCAUGCUGGUCCCACAGCAGAGCAGAGGCAGAGACAACCUUGCCACAACAUCAAACAGACUACAUUUCCCAGAGGUCUCCCAGGAUGGAGUUAAGCCAGCGAAUCAGCAGGGAUUAACCACACAUACUGUGAGCGGAUUGGGUUUCAGUGAGAAACAGAUGCAUGUAUAUACCUAGACAGUACUGGUUCUGACAAGAUUCCUGAGUACCACAGUUUAGGAGGAAGAGGUUAAAUGAGUCAACUAAGGAAAGUGAUCGUGUAACACGUUUUGUGAAAUGGGAGAUGAUAUUGUGUUGUGUCACUGUCACUCUGUAUGUUUAUGCAUAAUAUG